AUUUGAUGGUAAUGAGGACCCAUUAGGCCGAGCACAGCUCACAUACACGUUUGCUUUAUGUCCUCCACCAGCACGGCAUUGCUCCAUGAAGUUGGUUGCCUGAGGGGAUUGCGUUCUGCAAUCCCAUUUCUUAGGAUAUCACCUAGACUAAAUCAUAAGCAAUCUAUCCCACGACAGAGGACAGUGAUUCAGGCGCAGAACAUGUCCAAGGCGUUGUGGGCAUUGGACUUUGAUGGGGUGGUGUGCAACAGCGUAGGGGAGAGCUCAAAGUCCGCAUGGCAGGCAUCAGCCAGAAAAUGGCCUGACCUAUUUGCCAAAGCAGAGGUCAAGGCCCAGGAGACCGCGGUUGAAGAGAAGAUGCGCACCGUGCGGCCAGUUGUCGAAACCGGGUAUGAGAAUCUGGUGCAGAUCAGGUGUUUGCUAGAAGGUGACUCUGAGGAGGAUAUUCUCAACAACUGGCACACCAUCCUCCCAGAUCGCAUGGCAAGGUGGCAGCUUGACAGAUCAGAGCUGGUGGACUUGUUUGGCGAUUUUCGCGAUGAGUGGAUAGCCAGAGAUCUUGAUGGCUGGCUCAAUGCCAACGAGAUCUAUGAGGGCCUGCCUGACAUCCUCACGCAUCUCAUGCAGCAGCACGACUUGUACAUUGUGACCACCAAGCAGGCCCGCUUCACAGAGGCGCUGAUGCACAACAUGGCAAAGGUGCCCAUUUCGCCGGACCACAUUUUCUCAACAACGGUCUCUGGUCAGCCCAAGAGCGACAUCCUCAAGGACCUGCAGCAGCAGCACCCUGGCACUUCCUACCAUUUUGUGGAAGACAAGCUGAGCACCCUCGAAAAGGUCUGCAAGGUGCCAGAGCUUCAAGAGUGGCAGCUAUAUCUGGUGGACUGGGGGUACAACACCAGGGAGGAGCGCGAGCGCGCAGAGGCCAACCCCCGCAUUUCAGUCAUCAACAAGGCCCAAUUCGAGGCCGCAGUGGGCUUGAAAACGUGA
Messenger RNA from Coccomyxa subellipsoidea C-169, 990 nucleotides. RefSeq lists its product as hypothetical. Gene Ontology annotation, biological process: SNARE complex assembly. Gene Ontology annotation, molecular function: SNARE binding. The coding region runs from base 58 to 990 and encodes 310 amino acids. NCBI's taxonomy places the organism in Eukaryota, Viridiplantae, Chlorophyta, Trebouxiophyceae, Coccomyxaceae. Gene Ontology annotation, cellular component: lytic vacuole; endosome. The record is from RefSeq and is a predicted model, not a curated record. The transcript has 6 exons.